AAAGUAAAAACAAACACCAGUGACGGAUAGAGUGUCUUUUGUUCGAUCAGAUUUCCAUAAACCCUAGAAAUCUGGGUUUUGGUUUUACUAAUAAAGAAAAAAACUCUGCAUUCUCUAAUUAUUAAACAAAAAUGGACAUCGACGACACUGAAAACCCAAACCCUAACACCACUGACACAGUACCGCCGCCGCAAACCACCGCCCUCCUCCCAACCCCACCACCAAUCGCCCCAAUUCCACGGCCACCACUCCGUCCUCAAAACGACGAUGAAAAAGAAUCCGAAAACGACGAUUCAUCACCAGAAUACGAAAUCUCGGAAGAAAGCAAACAAUUCCGAGAAAAAAAAGAAAAAGCCAAACAAGAAUUCCUGAUGAAACAACGUGCGGCAGCCUUAUCGGUUCCGACAAACGACAAAUCUGUCCGGUCGAGGCUUCGCAGACUAUCCGAACCAAUCACAUUGUUUGGAGAAAAAGAAAUGGAGAGGAGAGAAAGGUUACGAAUGAUAAUGGCGAAACUCGAUUCCGAAGGACAGUUGGAAACUUUAAUGAGGGUAUUUGAAGAAGAAGGUAUGGAAGAUGGAGGUGGUGGUGAGGAGGACGAAGGAGAAGCUGUACAGUAUCCGUUUUAUACGGAAGGGAGUACGGAGUUGUUGAAAGCGAGAUAUGAGAUUGCGAAGAGCUCGGUUUUGAAAGCCGCAGAGAGGUUGGGACGGGCGAGGAGGAAAAGGGAUGACCCAGAUGAGGAUUUUGAUGGGGAGGUGAAUUGGGCUUUGGAAAAUGCGAAAAGCUUUGUGUUGGAUUGUAGUGAGAUUGGAGAUGAUCGGCCGCUUUCUGGAUGCUCGUUUUCGUGUGAUAGCAUGUUUCUUGCUACUUGUUCUUUGACUGGAGUUGCUAAGGUAUGGAGCAUGCCGGGAGUAAAGGUUGUGUCCUCAUUGAAGGGGCAUACAGAACGAGCUACGGAUGUUACCUUUUCUCCAACUAACAACCACAUAGCUACUGCUUCUGCUGACCGCACUGCAAGGUUAUGGAACACCGAAGGAAGUCUGCUAAAUACAUACAAGGGUCAUUUGGAUCGUCUAGCUCGUGUUGCUUUCCAUCCAUCGGGCAAGUAUCUGGGUACAACCAGUUUUGACAAGACAUGGAGAUUAUGGGACACAGAGACUGGUGAGGAGUUGCUUCUCCAAGAAGGUCACAGUCGAAGCGUUUAUGGCUUGGCUUUUCACCCUGAUGGCUCUUUAGCUGCGUCUUGUGGGCUUGAUGCACUUGCUCGUGUAUGGGACUUACGGUCAGGGAGAAGCAUUCUUGCCUUGGAAGGUCACGUGAAGCCGGUUCUUGGUAUCAGUUUCUCACCCAAUGGCUAUCAUUUAGCAACAGGAGGUGAAGAUAAUACUUGUAGAAUCUGGGAUUUGAGGAAGAAGAGAUCCUUGUACACAAUUCCUGCUCAUGCUAAUCUUAUUUCUCAAAUUAAGUUUGAGCCUCAAGAGGGAUACUUCUUGGUAACUGCUUCAUAUGAUAUGACAGCUAAGGUAUGGUCAUCCAGAGAUUUUAAGCCAGUCAAGGUCCUUUCUGGUCACGAAGCGAAGGUUACAUCUGUUGAUGUGGCCGGAGAUGGAACAAGUAUCGCUACUGUUUCUCAUGACAGGACAAUCAAGUUAUGGUCGAGCAAAAUCGCUGAAAAGGAGAAGGCAAUGGACAUUGAUUGAGUUCUUCUCAAGUUUUGCUGUGGAAAACUAAGCAUGUCACGAGUUAGGAGUUAAACACUUGACCAAAAAUGUAUACAAGCGGCCUAGGGUAUUCAAAUCUAUCCGUUAUUCGAAAAUCCGAAAUCAAUCCGAUUUACCUGAAAAGUUGGAUAUCUGGAGUUUUGGAUUUGGAUUCGUAUAGUGAUUUUUGAAAAUUUCAGAUAUUUCUGAUAUCCGAAAGUAUCCGACAAGUCUAUUUUGAUUUUUUUCAGCAUUUCUUUCUACUUUUUGUUGUUGUAAUUAGUAUGAAAACUUGGUGACAUGGAUUGGGGUUUACAGAACUAUCAUGGCCUGUAGACAUUUUUAGGACAGAUGUGAAAUUGAUUUACUUUGAUUA
Molecule: messenger RNA, 2079 nt
Organism: Erigeron canadensis
Lineage: Eukaryota; Viridiplantae; Streptophyta; Magnoliopsida; Asterales; Asteraceae
Product: U4/U6 small nuclear ribonucleoprotein PRP4-like protein
Exons: 5
Coding region: 132-1703 (523 amino acids)
Biological process (GO): mRNA splicing, via spliceosome
Cellular component (GO): U4/U6 x U5 tri-snRNP complex
Molecular function (GO): protein binding; U4 snRNA binding; U6 snRNA binding
Source: RefSeq, a predicted model, not a curated record